This is a messenger RNA of Knipowitschia caucasica, 2451 nucleotides long. The record is from the annotation of a GenBank genome assembly. NCBI's taxonomy places the organism in Eukaryota, Metazoa, Chordata, Actinopteri, Gobiiformes, Gobiidae.
AUGGAAGUGGUGUUGGACGAUGUCAACGGAAUGAAGGAGCUGAUGGUUGAGUUGGAGCCUCACUGUGUGCUGCUGGCCUCCAAAGAGAACUCUGCCCCCGUGAAGCUCGGAGGCUUCGGAGUCGCCAUCCAGCUCGGAGAGUCCGGCCUCGUCGCUGGAGGCCGGGUGGGGACCCCUCACUUUAUGGCCCCUGAGGUGGUGAAGCGGGAGCCGUAUGGGAAGCCUGUGGACGUGUGGGGCUGCGGGGUCAUUCUCUUUAUCCUGCUGUCGGGCUGUCUGCCUUUCUACGGAACCAAGGAGCGACUGUUCGAGGCCAUCAUCAAAGGGAAAUACAAGAUGAAUCCUCGGCAGUGGGCUCACAUCUCGGAAAGCGCCAAAGACCUGGUCCGACGGAUGCUCAUGUUGGACCCAGCCGAGAGGAUCACCGUCUACGAAGCCCUCAACCACCCCUGGCUCAAGGAGAGGGACAGGUACGCCUACAAGAUCCACAUGCCCGAGAGCGUGGAACAGCUGAGAAAAUUCAACGCCAGGAGGAAGUUAAAGGGCGCAGUGUUGGCCGCUGUGUCGAGCCACAAGUUUAACUCCUAUUACGGGGAUCCUCCAGAGGAACUGCACGAUUUCACCGAUGAUCCAGCUUCUUCAGGACUUUUAGCUGCAGAAAGGGCAGUGUCUCAGGUGCUGGACAGCCUGGAGGAGAUCCACGCACUGACGGACUGCAGUGAGAAGGACAUGGACUUUCUACACAGCGUCUUCCAAGACCAACACCUGCACACACUACUAGAUCUUUAUGACAAAAUCAACUCCCGGUCGUCGCCUCAGAUCAGAAAUCCUCCGAGUGAUGGAGUCCAGAGGGCCAAAGAGGUGUUGGAGACCAUUUCUUGUUACCCUGAAAACAUGGAGGCCAAAGAGCUGCGACGAAUCCUUACCCAGCCUCACUUCAUGGCGCUCCUGCAGACCCAUGACGUGGUGGCCCAUGAGGUGUACAGUGACGAGGCUCUGCGGGUCACUCCUCCCCCCUCCUCCCCCUUCCUUAACGGAGACUCCCCUGACUCCACCACCGCAGACAUGGACCUAGAGAACGUGACCCGAGUGAGACUGGUGCAGUUCCAGAAGAACACAGACGAGCCCAUGGGUAUUACUCUGAAAAUGAACGAGCUGAACCACUGCAUCGUGGCCCGCAUCAUGCACGGAGGAAUGAUCCACCGACAGGGAACUCUUCACGUGGGCGACGAGAUCAGAGAGAUCAAUGGCAUCAGCGUAGCCAAUCAGACGGUAGAACAGCUGCAGAAGAUGCUGAGGGAGAUGAGAGGCAGCAUCACCUUUAAGAUCGUCCCCAGUUACCGCUCACAGUCUAUGUCCAUCGACAAAGAGUCUCCAGACGUUUCGCGGCAGUCUCCGGCAAACGGCCACGCCAGCGUCACCAGCUCCAUCCUGGAUAUUCCCUCCACAAUCCAACCUAAAGGCCGUACGAUCACCAGAACGCCUGUCAAAGAGCAAAAAUUAACUAUUAAGAUCUACGUGCGCGCCCAGUUUGAGUACGACCCUUCUAAAGACGAGCUGAUCCCGUGCAAAGAGGCGGGUGUGCGGUUCCGCGUGGGCGACAUCAUCCAAAUCAUCUCCAAAGACGACCACAACUGGUGGCAGGGCAAACUGGAGAACACCAAGAACGGCACCGCGGGGCUCAUUCCGUCCCCAGAACUGCAGGAAUGGCGCGUGGCUUGUAUCGCCAUGGAGAAGACCAAGCAGGAGCAGCAGGCCAGCUGCACGUGGUUUGGCAAAAAGAAGAAACAGUAUAAAGACAAGUAUCUGGCAAAGCACAACGCAGUGUUUGAUCAACUAGACCUGGUCACUUAUGAGGAGGUGAUCCGAGUGCCGUCGUUUCAGAGGAAAACCCUGGUUCUACUCGGAGCUCAUGGCGUCGGCAGAAGGCACAUCAAGAACACACUGAUCGCCAAACAUCCGGACCGCUUUGCCUACCCCAUCCCCCACACCACCCGGCCUCCGAAGAAGGACGAGGAGAACGGGAAGAACUACUUCUUUGUGUCGCACGACCAGAUGAUGCAGGACAUCAGCAACAACGACUACCUGGAGUACGGCAGCCACGAGGACGCCAUGUACGGCACGCGGCUCGAGACCAUCCGGCAAAUACACGGGCAGAACAUGAUCGCUAUACUGGACGUGGAGCCACAGGCUCUAAAGAUCCUGAGGACGGCAGAGUUCGCUCCUUUCGUCGUUUUCAUCGCCGCUCCAACGAUCACCCCAGGACUGACCGAGGACGACUCCCUCCAGCGGCUGCAGAAAGAGUCAGAGCUGCUUCAGAAAACCUACGCUCACUAUUUCGACGAGACGAUCAUCAACAACGAGAUCGACGACACAAUCCGCCUCCUGGAAGAGGCCGUGCACCUGGUCUCCACUACCCCCCAGUGGGUGCCUGUGUCCUGGGUAUAUUGA